ACCUCGAACCGACAGUGUCGCGAGUCGUGGUUUAUCGUGGGAAAUCGGUUCAUCUCGUUCAUUUUCGUUUUCUUUCGUUUACUACUACUACUAUCCCUUUUAUUCUUGUUCCCGUUCAGCUGAUUAUUCGACUGGUGUUGAACGAUGUCGAAGUGGCGCGAUUUAAAUCGCGGUCGAAUUCGCGCCGCGAUCGGCAGUGUCGUAGUUUGAAGAUAAAAGCGGUAUCGCUGUGUCGUUAGUGUCGAAGAUCGAGAUCUCGAAAUUAUUGCGAUUCUCGCGAAGUAGUGUAGGCGCGUUUCUGUUACGCAGAACACGGACGAUUGGGAAUUUAAACAGGUGUGUGCCAGGGCAAGGCUACUUGAAUCAAACGUGUAAAACAUAAAGGUAGAUAUUUUGUGAAUAAACAAAGUAAUUUAGUUGUUUUUAUCCGGCCCGAAUAAUGAAAUAAUACGUAAAAGCUCUAACGCAAUAUCAUUGAAAGAAGGAAGAAACCACUUCUGAAGUCGAUGGGUCGUGUAGUUGUGUAUCGCAGUGUCUUGUUUCGCGGUCGUGAACUCAUCGCAACGUGCAGAAAUCAUCCGAAGUAAUCACCUCGUUUUAUACUCUGCAAAACCGUAACUAGCCCUCAAUACCUUAAACCGCUUAAACAAAGAAGGUGAAGCACUUGCCCUCGAAGAUGACCUCACAACGCACCCCACCUUGGCUUUGAUGCGGCGCAUCCUCGCAGAUGCACAGGCAAAAUUUCGCGUGAUGGUGGAGGAGAACGCAGCGACUGGCGCCCGGCUUGACGGGGAGCUGGAACGAGCCAGGGGCGAGUGUGCCACGCUUCGCGGAGAACUGAGGGACGUUCGUGGCGCUUUGCCGGUGGUGUUGAACAAUAACAACGGCGCUGGGAACAACAACGGGGUGGCUGGGAACACCGGCAACAACAACGGAACAACCAGCGCGGGUAAUAAUGGCGGUAGCCCUGGACAAGAGGGCGGCGAGCCGCAGCAACAGCCGCAAGAGGACGGGAAAAGGCUCAGCGCCGCGAGUAGCCCUGUCGAGAAGAGGAGCUCCGCCAGCGACAAGUCAGCUAGUCCUAUCGAUAAGAGAACCAGUCCUGUAGACAGGAAGGAGAGAACCAGUCCUAUCGAUCGACGAACCAGUCCUAUAGAAAAACGAAAUGGCUCGCCAAGUCGCAGUCCAAGCGAAAAAGCACGUCGACCGUACGCUCCAGCGUUGGAGAAAACGCGACUUGGUGGUUCUGGCGGAAGCGUGGACUCUCGUUCCGGAAGCGCCAGUCCGGACCGAGGAUCCAGCAACAGAACUUUCUUCCAUCGUGGCGCUAGUGAUCGAUCGAGCGCUGAGAGACUUCGAAUAUCGGCUAGCAACCGCGACUCCUUGCGAUCAUCGAAGGAGAUGAACGACCAGGAGAAAGAUAUAGACAAGGAUCUGGUGGACGGUGAUGUGAGGGCCGAAGAGGACAAUGAACCACCUGGACCAGCCCCAGGCAGCAGACCCUCGUCGCCAGCUAAUUCCCUGGGAAUUGGUGAUCCAUUGGUAGCAUCGAGGUUAUCAAACAUUCAUGGCGGUGGUGGUAGCACCGGUUCGGUGGAACUAGCCAGCACGAGGCGACUUCGACUGGAGAAUGAACGUCUGGUGGCUGAGGUAGCAAGAUUGAGAAGAUUGCUAUUCAGUGGAGCGGCACGCGGCGAAGUUGGCUCCGAGGAUGCGGCACUCGAGGAGGAAGCACGAUUUGUUGCUCUUGAAAUGGAACUGCAACACGCCAAAGAAGCUCUCCAGGCACUUAAAGCCGAUCGCAAGAGGCUCAAGGCCGAAAAGUUCGAUCUUCUUAAUCAAAUGAAGGCACUUUAUGGCACCCUCGAGGACAAGGAACGGGAAUUACGGGACUUUAUCAGGAACUACGAACAGCGGAUGCGAGAGAACGAAGCGACUUUAGGACGCCUUCAACAGCAAGGAGUCGGUAUGCCUUCGGAGGAACGCGAACGCGAAAGGGAAAGGGAACGUUGGAGCCUGCUAAGGGCUGCAAGGGACGAGGCCGAUCGAAGUCUCAGCCUUGCGGCUAGUUUGGCCGACAAAGAAGCCGCCCUUUCGCACGCACACGCGACUAUAAAAGAGCUACAGCGUCAAUUGGCGGAAAGAGGUGGCAGCGGUGGUAUCUGCUUGAGCGACCAGGAAUCCUUGGUCUCGUUCCCGAGAGGCAGCGUGAAUGGAGCCGCGACACCGGGCGCCGGAAGUAGCAGCGGUGGCGGUGGUUGUGGUAUCAUCCCUCAUAUGAAUUCUCAACCGCCAUUAGGCAGCACAGAGCUAGGAGUGACCGUUGGGAACGUCGGCAAUGCGGCAGGUGCUGGCUCUUCCGGUGGACAGGCGGGCGAUCGCGGAAGUUGCAGCGCGGACAGCGGUGUUCGAGGAUCUAGCGACAGGGAAAGCGGUGGCGCAACCAGCGUGGGCGGAAAUCUUUCAGAUUCUACUACAGACGGCACGCCGACAAUUACGGUCGAGGGAAGCGGUCUCGACAUGGACAGCAUCUCCGUGGUUUCCUCCAUUGCACCAUCCCACAUGUACCAGUCAGCGACCACGCCGAAAGAUUGCAGCCCGACAUUGUCGCCUCUGAACGCGUUCUCUAGGUCCAUGGACAAUUCCUCGUUAUCGCGAUCGGUCGAACAGUUGUCGAGUCCGUUAGAAUCAGAACCAAGAAGAAACAAGCAAAGCACACCUGUCGCGGCACCUGCCGCGCAUUCACGCUCCUCUGCGACUCGCGGGGGCACUUGGGGUUCUAUUUCUAGAGUGUUUGCCCGUACACGACAUCGAAAGGCAGCGAACAACUCGAGCGGUGGAAGCGGAAGUAACGAGGGUUCCGACAGUUUCGAUCCUUAUAGAUCAUGGUCGCCUCUCACGGAGGAAGGCUAUGCUGAAAAGCUACGUUUACUCAGAGAAGCCGCAUCCGUACCUAUGGAGAGAUGGAGGGCACCUACAGUUUUAGCGUGGUUGGAAGUUGCUCUUGGUAUGCCACAAUAUGGUCCACGAUGCGCUGAAAACGUUAAAUCGGGAAAGGUUUUACUGGAACUAAGUGACGCAGAAUUGGAAGCAGGGUUAGGAGUGACCCAUCCUCUUCAUAGAAAGAAGCUCCGUUUAGCUAUCGAAGAGCAUCGACACCCGAGUCUCGUUCGAUAUCCGUGUAUUGCUCAAUUAGGUCACACGUGGGUCAGUUCAGAAUGGUUGCCUGACCUUGGACUCGCUCAGUAUUCUGAAAGUUUCGCAACUAACAUGGUGGACGCACGGAUGCUCGAUCAUCUGAGCAAAAAGGAACUCGAGAAGCUGCUUGGAGUGACCAGGAAGUUUCAUCAGGCCAGCAUCGUGCACGGAAUUCAUCUACUCCGAAUGUUGAACUACGAUCGUCAGGCACUCGCAGUUAGAAGACAUCAAUGCGAACAAAUGGACACAGAUCCUUUAGUUUGGACAAACCAGAGGUUCAUUCGGUGGGCGAGGAAUAUCGAUCUGACUGAAUAUGCUGAGAAUUUAAAAGAUUCAGGUGUGCAUGGCGCUCUGGUCGUGCUAGAACCAUCCUUCACCGGCGACACCAUGGCUACAGCUUUGGGUAUACCACCAGCUAAACAGAUGAUCAGACGACACCUCACCGCCGAGCUCGAAGCCCUCGUCGUUCCAGCAAGAAGUCAGCUGGAGGUGGUCCCGAGGAACAGCACCAGCGGGGGUCGUCCGAUGAGCACAGUGAGCGCGGGCGGUAGCCUCGGUCGUGGAAGCAGGGCGCUACAUCUUCAGCAUCAUCAGAGCUCCCUGUCCGCCCUGCACAUGACGACCAAUCACUCGGGCACGGUCGAUAGACGCAGAUCCAGCCUCAGGACCUGCAGUCUUCUUUACUUGAAAAAGUUGUCGUGGAAGAGCUCACAGGGAUCGUUAAGCAGAGCCUUUGGAUUUCGACCCAGAAGCGAGAAGGCCUCUCCAUCUUCUUCGUCGGAUACCGGAAGCCUGGCUAGUCAGUAUAUGAGCAGCGCUCGCAGCAAUUCUCCUCCACCCCCGCAACUGCCACCUAGACCAAUCACAGGCAACAAAAGACAUCGCCGAGUGAAGAGUAUAGGUGACAUCGACUAUAUAACAAGCGCAGCAUAUGGCUCGUAUUCCGGCUACAGCAACGUUCUGCACGGCGAUCAGUACCAGUACCAACAGACUAGUAAUUAUUAUCAACUGAAGGGCGGUUAUUACUCACCACAGAGCACCGGGCCGCCAUUUCCAGGGGUUCAGAGAUACGGAAGCUUAGCGGAGGAGGCCUGGUCGUGCACCACGAAAGACGACUCUGGCAAUCCCAAAACGAACCCCAGGACUUACCUAGCUUAGCUGGUCUCGAAAAUAUCCACGGUGAUAUCACGGUGACGAUUCGUGACGAAUCGAAUCACCUCGUUUGGUUAUGGCUAUUUUAAUUAGGCUUGUUAACCAAAGUGUCGCCAAAGGGGACAGAGCUGUGAUUUAACGUGGAAGAGCUGGGCUUGCCGGAGUUCGAUUAAUAAUUAUUAACCCUUUCACUGGUGAAUUGGCGCUUUGCAGUAGAGAUAAGUAAUUAUGGUUUGGGUCGGAUUUGAAGUAUCCUCUGGGAGGAAUGCUUGAAAUGAUGUAUCUCGGAGAGUUUUUUGGAACGCGGAAUUGUUGUGAAGUUACAGAAUUGUUUAUUUAUGGAAUUUGAUAUUGGUAGGGUAAUUUAUUUAAUUAAUUUAUUUACCUUAUGAACUAUUUCAUGGGUAUAUGAUAUAUAUUAUUGUCCGUAAAUUCCCUCUACCAUUUAAUUACUGUUACUGCACGUAACUUAAUAACAUAUUAAAACCUUAUCAAGCAUUCCGUUUAUCUAAAAUAUUUAUCCGGGUCAUCUAUACUCAGCUAUACUGCACAACUAUGUAAGAAGAUAAUAUCUGUUGAAUAGCCAGUUUAUAGCAAACUGACAUAAACUUUUAAAGCUCGCUACGUUUAUUACAUUUUGUCUAAAGACAUUAAAUUUAUUAUUCAUCUUUCUAGUACGCUAUUACACUUUAGUACGAUCUUCCACUAAAUGAAGAUAUAAAAUGAUCACUAUUAUUGAAAGAUAUGAAAAUAGGAAGAUACGAAGAAGCUUGUUUUUAUACUUCUUUCUAUAAUUGGGCAGUACUUAUGAAAUGGCAUGCAGCUGUUAUAACCAGUUAGUAUAAUCAAAAUUAACAAAAACAAGAGUGAAAGGGUUAAAGAAUUUCAGUGGUAUCGAAGAUUAUAUGGUCGAAAUAAUACUAUAGCGAUCGACAAACUUGGAUGAGAGAACCUGAUGUGCCUAUAUGGGGACAUAAGAAUGAAAAGCACCUAUUUCAGCGUUCGCAAGUGUGAUAUAAUCGGAAAGAAGCUUGAUCUAUCGUACGAAAGAGACUCUAACAACAAGUCCUGAACUUAGUCUGGUCGUAUUAGUAUUAAAACCCUCGAGGGAUUUGAAAGAUUACCACAACGAUUGAUCAGUUUUAAUCCCACGAAGACGAGCCAUUCUGUACAGUAAUCGAAUGCAUCUCCGAAGUGCAACAAUGCAGCAGUCGGAUACAUCCAGGACCAGUUUUAUAGCGCGUAACCUGUUAACCGGGAAAGACGAGUUAACUCGUCCUUCUAUUUCAUUUUCAAUUUGCCAUGAAUUUAGCAAUUUAUUUAUUCGAAGAUUUCUAUUCUAUUUCUAAGAUUUCUAUUUCUAAUCUAACGUUGCAUUUUUAUAUCAUAAUUAAAAUUAAUACGAAUCCUUCUUCUUUUUUUAAUUCUGUGCCAAAAAAAGCUUCUGGUUAAGGAACUACCCAGUUAACAGGUUAAUGGACAUUAUGGAUAUAAUAAUAAUAAGUCAUCGGUGCAAUUUGCAUCAGUAGUAUGAGCAGCAGAAGGAAAUGAUAAUAAAAUUUAUGAAAAUAAUUUACGAAUCACUGUGCAAUUUUAAUUUUUUACAGAUCGAGCCUGGGCAUACUUGUAGAUAUUUUAAUAAAAAAGAAAAUGGUACUUGCUCCAAGAUACUUGGUACGUUAAUUUUGAAUACCAUAUUUUAUUUUCAUCAACCGUGUAAUUAUGCGUGGGCAUGGGAUGUGUUAAAUUGUAUUAUCCGUAAAUUAAACCACGACUAAUACUAACGCGAUUGAAUUAAAUUUGCUGAGCAUACUACUGAACCGAAGCAAAUCGUUCCAAGUUAACGAAAGAAAACGACGAACAGUAUUUAAAUAUGGGCGUUUAAAGUUACCUAGAUGGAAACUUGUAGCGAUUAUCCGUGCAGUGGAUAAUUAAUCGUUCGAAUGUACAGACUAGAAAUCGUCAUAAUUAGACUGCGAAUGUUUAUGCAAAUUAAUAUUUUUUUUUU
Messenger RNA from Bombus huntii, 6358 nucleotides. It is a transcript of the gene Liprin-gamma, whose product is annotated as kazrin. The transcript is spliced from 19 exons. Gene Ontology annotation, molecular function: protein binding. The record is from RefSeq and is a predicted model, not a curated record. Lineage: Eukaryota; Metazoa; Arthropoda; Insecta; Hymenoptera; Apidae. The coding region runs from base 709 to 4356 and encodes 1215 amino acids.